AUGCUCACCUUGUUUCUCCCCUGCAGUGUGACGUCCUCUGAGAAGGCGGACAAGGCCCAACGCUAUGCAGACUUCACCCUGCUCUCUGUGCCUUACCCAGGGUGUGAGUUUUUUAAGGACUACAAAGACAGAGACUACACAGCGGAGGGUCUGGUGUUCAACUGGAAUCAGGACUAUGUGGACGCUCCUUUGACAAUCCCACUGGGCUUUACUCAGAACUUGAACAUCGACUGGACUCGAUACCAGUCGUGGGACCUGGUGGAGCAGACCCAGAACUACCUGAAGAUGCUGCUCCACAUCAUCAACAGUGACGAUGAGAGCGGCCUCCUGGUGCACUGCAUAUCAGGCUGGGACCGGACCCCUCUGUUUGUGUCCCUGCUCAGGCUCUCCCUGUGGGCAGACGGCGCGGUGCACGCCAGCCUGCAGCCGGCAGAGAUCCUGUAUCUGACCAUCGCUUACGACUGGUUCCUCUUCGGUCAUAUGCUGCCAGAUCGACUCUCCAAAGGGGAGGAGAUUUUCUUCUUUUGCUUCAAUUUUUUGAAGCACAUUGUCUCCGAGAAGUUCUCAACUGUUAAGAAACAGAGAAGGAAGAACUCUCACUUCAAAGACAGUGAUUUCACUGUGGAAGAUCUCGGCCAGUUAAAGCCGAGGGACCGCGGCAGUGUGACCAGUCUAAGCAGUGACUUCUCCCUCAUCACUGAGGAGGGGGGCGGAGCCUCCAGCCUCAACCCCGACCCCAUGGACCUGUUCUCCAGCCAGCCCCAGGCCUCCAGCUGGAGAAAAGGCCCCACCUCCUCCCCUCAGAUGGUGGUUUGGAAUAAACCCACCCCUCCUGACGAGCAUCUCUCCCAUCCUCUCAGUGAGGCCAGGUCUUCCAGCUCCUCCUCCUCCAACCAAUCAGAACACGCCGUCACACGCACUGGCAGCAGCCCACUGGCUGUCCCUGGAAGAAGGUUGGCCGCAGACUACCCUCGGUCCGGCUCCUCCCUCUCCACGGAGUACGGCAGUUGGCAGAUCGUUUCUGGUUGUGGCAGCAUCCAUGACCACGCUCACUUCCCCCCCCCUCUGACCUCAGCCUCCUCCACCUCGUCUGCUGUGGCUGCUCCCUACGACUCCCCCCUGCCCUUCAGUUUUCAGGAUGAAGGACCCAGUGGAAGAAUGUGUCCCAUCCCCUCGGAGCGUCAGGCCCGUCUGGAGGCGGUGCGGGAGGUCUUCCUGGCAGCCUACAGCUCCACCGUGGGCCUCAAGUCCUCGGCCCCCAGCCCCUCCACAGCCAUCACCGGCCUGCUGGAGCAGUUUGCCCGGGGGGUGGGCCUCCGGGGCACCAACGCCAUCGUCUGAACCCUCUCAAUGUGACCACCCCGCUUCCAUCCACCCAGCCAGAGCCCGUGCAACACGCCUGGACUCCGUACAAUAAAGUGCCAAACAUCUCUGCUCAUCAGGGGAAGCACUCAUCUUCCUCCUCCUUUUGAUUUCCAGCUUUUCUCUGGACUUGAAUCUUCCAUGUUCACUCGCUUUCAGGGAGGGAAAUAUUUCAGCCACAGUAUCAAAAAGGGAUAUUGGGAAGGCUCUGUAGCUGCUGAAAUGUGAAUGUGUGAGAACAGGGUGUGUGUGUGUCUGUGACAGGCAGGACACACACACGUCUUACUUCCUCUGUUCCGUUCAUACAUGUUUUUUAUGCUUCAGGGUCCCUGCAGCGACCGUCCCAUGUACAGGCAGCGAUAUGUGUUCUCUUGUUUCGUGCUGCUAUUCAUUUCUGAUGCAAGCAGAGAAUGUUGUUUUUUCCAGGUGCGUUUUAAAGAUAAGAUAAAUACAGCACUUAGUGUUCAGACAGAAAUGUGUUUCUGUUUCUUAUUUGGCCCAGGAGAGGAUCUAAAUAUCUAAUCUAUUUACAGCCUAGUGUCUAGAUUUAAAGGUAAAUAUUACAGUCUGUUUUAAUGCAAAACUCACCAGCCAUAUGAACGCUGAAAGAUUUACUGUAAUAAUUCCAUCUGUCCUUCCUGGCAGUGAAGGGUUGGUGCGAGUUGGGGAACUAAAUCUCCCUACGCUGUUCGAUGAUCCCACAAGCACUUUUUUUUAAAAACGUUCUGAAACUUUGAGCCUCAUUGUGCUUCAACUGAAGUACUCGAAGCAGUUUGUACCACGUCUAGGGCUGUUACCAAUGGUCCGACCUGGAGGCAGCCUCUGGACAGACGGGAUGAUAACAGAGGCUCUUCAGCGUGCGUGCUGCACGGGAGGAAGACAGUCUUAUUAAAAUAGGCUCUGAUCCUUUUAAGUAGAUGAGAUAAAAAGAGAAGAUCGUAACCCAAGAAAUUAAGUUGAUCCAAGCUACCGUAUCUCCUCGCAACUGUCUCCAUAUCCUCCUAAAGUCCAUAUUCAUCACUUGUUCUUCUUCAGUAGCACUGACAUGGUAGCACAAGAGGCACUGAGCAUCGUGGUAGCAGAUGUGUGAACCCAAGGCCUUUCAGAGCUCUUUCUCAACAGACUCAGCACAGACCCCUGCCCAGUUGAUAUAUCACAGAGGUUCUUCCAAAACAUGUGCGUCCUCUUCAAGGUCGCACUGGGAAGGACAUUUCUACCUUUUGGUUAGAUGUACACUUUUAAGUAAUUUUCUUAAGAGAAAUCUGUUGAGUUUUCAUUUGAGACGAGCUUGUUGGUUCCGCUGCUGAACCUCAGGACCUUUUUGUUGUGCCUUUUUAUCUUCAGUAACACUGGAUCACACCUCCACUGCUGCUCCAGCUUCGGGUCCUUUUCUCUUUUUAAAUGGCUUUAAGAGCUUGGGGAGUUGACUGCAUUAGCAUUAGCAGCGUUAGCUUUUCAUAAAGCUUUUGGGGUGUCCCGUUGAUUGCUCAUUCUGUCGUUUUGUUUUCAAGUAACAAAUCUGUCGUCUCUGAUGGACACCCCCGAGGUGGUUGGGAUGGGAUUUCGGUCAGUCAGCCCAGGAAUAGUAAGAUUUUCACCUCUGCCUUUGAAAACGACUGUAAGAGAAGCGGAUUUUAUUGAUUUUAGGAAUAAUUGUAGUAGGAAUUAUGGGAAACACCUUUAUUCACUUUAUUUUUAUCGGUGAUGUGAGAUGAUUGACCCCAAUGUCGGUGUUUUAAAUACAGUGCUAAAGCAGGGAUGGAUAUGGUCUAUAUUAGCCUAAAGAUUAGCUUUAAAGUCAAACAAAAUGUGAUAACAACAUCCAUAAACCUCGAUUCCCAUCUACUAUGUAGUCUGUUAAAACGGAGCAUGGGUAAACAAAUCAGUCGGUUUACGGCUUGGGUUCGAGAUAUUUUUCAGAUUAGAGGUGCUCUGCCAGAGGUGAUGUUUUCAGUUUGGUUUGUCUGUGAUCGGGGUACAGAACUACUACCUAAAAGACUUGGUAGGAAGUGUAGCUUGAACCAAAGAGCAAACCAUUAUUGAUCCAACUCAAAGGUUGGAAUCAAAUAUUGUCGUACUUUGUGAGAUAGGCCAGGUCAUUCGCCCUUCCAGUUCCCUUUUUCUAGUCUUAUGCUAAGCUAGGCUAAUCACUUCCUGUCUCUGAGGUCUGUACUUAACACACAGACAUGAAAGUGGAAUCGAUGUUCACAUCUCAAUCUCAUCAUUUUCAAAUGUCCUUUCAACAUGUGGUGUUCUGAUUCUGAACUACAUUCUGCUGAGCUGAUCUGAAGCAAGACAUGUGUAUUUCUGUAUUCUUGGCAUUAAGUGAUUUGAGAGCAUUUGGUUUGUAUGGCCACAUUUAUGAGUUUCUGCAUGGGCUGUCUAAGUGUUUAUUUUGUACAGCUUUACUUGAGACUUUCAGGCGCGGUCUCCUCCCCGGUCUGGUUUUAAGCUUUCUUUUUAAGAUAUCCUUCCUGUAAAGGAGUUUUGAUUCAGUUGAGGUUUCAUAUCGGUUGUUUUUAUUCUGCCAUCCUUUCUACUGUCUGUCUGCAUCACAGUAACAUAGUCAUUUUCAACAUGUUGAACAGUUCUUAUACUUUGUUACUUCAGAUACUCUUUUCACUUACUGGUUUUGCAUGACAUCCUCCGAGUGUAUCUCAACUGCGGAAUAUAAUGUUUUUUAUUUGUUUGACAAAUGACUUAUUUUUUAUUUGAUUUCAGAAUCUCUUUAAAACGCUGCAUUGCACUCGUCCUGAUGUUCUCUCUGUAGAGUUAUCUCUGUACAGUUGAUGCAUUUUUAAAUAACUCUUCCUUUUUGUUUUUGUUAUACAUUUCUCUUAACUGUCGGCCGGCGACAGGCUACAAUAAAAGGUGAACUGAGCAGCAGGUGGCAAUUGUGAAUAAACACCAAAAAAAUGAA
Messenger RNA from Notothenia coriiceps (black rockcod), 4282 nucleotides. RefSeq names its product myotubularin related protein 14 (gene mtmr14). Gene Ontology annotation, biological process: dephosphorylation. Lineage: Eukaryota; Metazoa; Chordata; Actinopteri; Perciformes; Nototheniidae. The transcript is spliced from 13 exons. Gene Ontology annotation, molecular function: phosphatidylinositol-3-phosphate phosphatase activity. The record is from RefSeq and is a predicted model, not a curated record. Bases 1 to 1341 code for a protein of 446 amino acids.